This is a messenger RNA of Manduca sexta (tobacco hornworm), 1589 nucleotides long. Its product is annotated as protein kinase C-binding protein 1-like. Gene Ontology annotation, molecular function: protein binding. NCBI's taxonomy places the organism in Eukaryota, Metazoa, Arthropoda, Insecta, Lepidoptera, Sphingidae. The record is from RefSeq and is a predicted model, not a curated record.
GAUGGAUAACUUCCACGACAGCUCCAUCUGGUGAACCAAUAAAUAAUUAACAAGACGUUGUGCGAUGCGAUGGCGAUGUGUAAUUUUUUUCCGUUCGUUGAUGAUAUAUUUUGGAUAUAAAACAUUAAUUCAUUGAAAUAAAACUCAUUUAAAACGGACAUAAUAUUAAUAAUACUCAAGUGCAAAGUGUGUCAGAAUACGUGUGUACGAAUAUCGAGACAGUCGGUAUGGAGGAGAGCUCUGAAGCACACAUGGAGACCGACGUGUCUUCUACCACCGAAGACUUGCCUGACAGGCAAGAGGUGACGGGAUCAAACGGCACCGUCGAGAUGGUCAUUGUUGUUGAAAAAGUUUGUGAAGAGGAUAUGAAUGAGAAUAAUAAAGAACAAUUGGAUAAUGUUGAUAGUGUUUUGGAGGUACCAGAUGAGCCCUCGGUGACAGCUACAGCAAGUGAGGAGGCCAAAACAAUCUCACCAACUAAACAUGUUGAUCCUGAACAAGCCAUACAACAACCUACUAUAAAAGCUAGAAUCACCUAAAAAAACUUUACCCAGCAGUCCACCUUCAAAUAAACAGGGUCCUGUUACAGUAAACACUGAACAAGAAACAGUUGAUUCCUCAAGUAAAUCAGAAGAAGCAAAGCCACAGAGUGUUGAUUCUAAUAGUGAAAUAACAGUAGAGAAUCUUGUAGAAAGUACUGAUUCACAAAAAAGUGAUGAAAAAUCAAACAAUGAGGAAACUCAGCCACAAGAGACUUCAAAAAUUAAUAAAGAUUUUAUUGAACCAGAUAAAACCAGCACAACAGAGAGUACAGAAAAUAAAAAUAAUGAGGAACCAGACGUACCAAACAACAAAAUACAAGUUGACACGACAAUGGAGGCUUCAAAUGACUCUCAAAUUGAAACAAACUCUGACACAUCUGAGAAAGAACACAGCAAGAGCAUAAGCAGAGAGUUGAAGUCAUUAAUAAAUUCUGCUAAGGAAUCUAAGAUUAUAAGUGAAUGUACUCAACUUACAAGUAAGACAAGGAAGUCACGAGUCAUGUUGGAGAGCCCUAACACUAGUCUUAACUCAUCUGUUGAGGCAGAUAAAAUUCAAGGAACAAGGAGGAACAGUAAUAACUCUCAGAAGAGCAACUGCAGUGAGAAAUCUGAUAAGAUGACAUUGAAGAGGUCCAUGAGGUCACAGAAUCCAGAGUUUGUCAGUAAAGUCAAACAGUUUUUGAACUCUGUUACUGGUAAGAGUCAAAAAGAUGAAGAUAUAACUGAUGAUGAGAUUGAGGAUAAAGUUUCCAACAAGAAUGAUGAGUCUCCAUCACACACAAGCACACCCAAGAAGAGGAAGUUAGAACUCAUUGUUAUGAAUAAGACAACAAAGCAUCGUUCGGAUUCAUAUUGUUGGAGAUGCCACUGGGCCGUCGAGCAGGUGAAUAGCGAAAAAGCGCACCAGCCCAUGCUGUGCACCGUCUGCCCAAAGUCCUUCCACUUCAAGUGUCUGUCUGGUGCAGAGAGGAACAAGAUCAGCAAUGAAAAGGCUUGGGUCUGUCCCGAUUGUCUGAUUGUGUUACAUGCAGAAAGCUCUGAGACUAG